GGCAGUGAUUGCGGAAGAGAUGAAUGUGAAUUACAUCUCCUACGUUGCCUUGACAAAAGAGUUUCUACCGUUUUUCCAGAGCGAGAAGGAUACUCCAACAUCGUUUAUAUACACGUCAUCUAAUCUAGCCCUCGUCCCUAUCCUGCGAUGCUCCAACUACUGCGCCUCUAAGGCGGCCCUGCACCACUGGAUUCUCUGCCUACGGGAACAGCUAAAGGAAACAAAUAUCAGGGUCAUCGAAGUCUUUCCGCCUAUUGUUGAGACUGAAUUACAUGAUCCAAAGCAUCAACCCGAUAUGGCGGAAACAGUCAAGGGGCGUUUUGGAAUACCUGUGGGGCAGUUCACCAAGGAAGUAAGUUUCUCCUCGUUUCUCAUAUGCACCUGCGCUGCUGAUCUGGUUGUAUAGGCCAUGG
Aspergillus welwitschiae is the source of this 413-nucleotide messenger RNA. RefSeq lists its product as uncharacterized. The record is from RefSeq and is a predicted model, not a curated record. The coding region runs from base 20 to 406 and encodes 128 amino acids. Lineage: Eukaryota; Fungi; Ascomycota; Eurotiomycetes; Eurotiales; Aspergillaceae. Gene Ontology annotation, molecular function: oxidoreductase activity. The transcript is spliced from 4 exons.